Molecule: messenger RNA, 819 nt
Organism: Cuscuta campestris
Lineage: Eukaryota; Viridiplantae; Streptophyta; Magnoliopsida; Solanales; Convolvulaceae
Source: the annotation of a GenBank genome assembly
GCUACCAAUUCCUCCGUAAUCCCACCCUCAAAUUAUUUACAUGAUAAGACCCCGGGUUUGGGUAUAUAACAUCUGGUAUCAGAGCUCUUUGUUCCUACAUCCCAAAGGACCAAGAACACACUUCCACUCUUUCUCCUUUCCUUCAUACUAGCUACUGCCUUACCUUCGUUCUUUCACUUCCUAGUUCAAAACAUGUCUCACACCUCCCAAAACAUCACCAAGGAAGAUUUGGUUGCAUCCAAUGCCGAACUCAAAGCUCAAGUUGAGUAUUUGGCCAAACAGGUGGCUCAACUUACUAAGUUGAAAAUGGGCAUGGUCCAAACUCCAGAGGAAAGCGAAGAUGAGCAAGAAGAUGAUGUCGAAUCCGUAGUUCCUUCUCCCACCAUGAGAAGAAACAACCAAGAGAAGUCUUCAUCUGACUUCAAGGUUGAAAUACCAACCUUCGAUGGAAAAGAUGACCCGGAUGAUUUCAUCGAAUGGUUAGAGAUGAUUGAACGCGUCUUUGACUAUACCGAAGUGCUGGAGGACAAGAAGGUCAAGCUUGUGGCCUUAAAAUUCAGAGGCUACGCAUCUACGUGGUGGACUAACACUACCACCAAGCGCAAAAGAGAAGGCAAGGCUGCUGUUAAAACAUGGACCAAGAUGAGAGCUUUAUUGAAGAAGAAGUUCAUUCCCACUCAUUAUAUAAGGGAAAACUUUGCUAGGCUUCAACACCUAAGGCAAGGAAAUCGGUCCGUAGAAGAAUACAACUGAGAGUUUGAAGAACUCUUGAUGCGGGAAGUCAUAAAGAAAUACAAGGAAGAAAGAACACUUAUUCUA